Macrosteles quadrilineatus (aster leafhopper) is the source of this 387-nucleotide messenger RNA. RefSeq names its product jerky protein homolog. Lineage: Eukaryota; Metazoa; Arthropoda; Insecta; Hemiptera; Cicadellidae. Bases 1 to 387 code for a protein of 128 amino acids. The transcript has a single exon. The record is from RefSeq and is a predicted model, not a curated record. Gene Ontology annotation, molecular function: DNA binding. Gene Ontology annotation, cellular component: nucleus.
AUGGCUGAAAAACGGAAACAUACUUUUGUUUCAAUGCAACAGAAACUGGCAAUUCUAGAGCGGUUGGAUAAGGGCGAAUCCGUCCAGAGUAUUUGUAGAGAGUUUAAGGUCGGCAAGAGUACGGUUAAUGACUGGCGUCGGAACCGGAAAUCAAUAGAAACAUUUUGCACGCAAAUCGAAGGUGAAAAAGUUUUGUCUAACCGUUGUACUUUAAUAAAGCCUAAACUAGAACAAGUUGAUGAUGCUUUGUGGCUGUGGUUCAUGCAGGAGCGUAGGCGAGGCACACCAAUAAGCGGUCCAAUUUUAAAGGAGAAGGCGAUGAUUCUUCACAAGAAACUAGAAGGAAAUGACACGUUCACAGCAAGUGAUGGCUGGCUAUCAAGGUAG